AUGGCGCGAAGCCCACGCGCUAGCCGUGGGGCUGUGGCGCCAGCACCCAAAUCCGAGGCCAGCCAACGCUUCAAGAACAUGUUCUUCACCACAGCCGUGCGCCAGGUUGGCAACCCCAUCGAGCCGGUGCCAAUGAGCUCGUUUUUCAAAGUAUUCCGCUCCUAUCAAAAGCCCGCAGCAGAGGGCACGCAAGGAGAAUCCCGCUCCACGACACUUUGUCCUGACACCCACUACGGCACCUUGCAGUUCAAAACGCACGGCUUUCAGAAGCAGGCAGUACCGUACCUGCGCCUGGCUUACCGCACCCCAGCCACAGUCCAAAGCGAGAAAACGGUCAAGCAUGCCGUCUUCUUCUCCCAGCUCUGCAGUCGCAUGCGCCUCGAUCAUUUUGGCCAUACGCGCCCGAACCUGAUCAUCUCGGUGACUGGCGGCGCCAAAAGCUUCCAUCUUUCACCGUUGCUGAUUGAAGCCAUCCGCACAGGCAUCAUGCGUGCCGCCGCUGCCACCGAUGCCUGGGUCAUCACCGGUGGUACCAACACCGGUGUCAUGAAGCUCGUCGGCGAUUUUAUGAAUGAUCUCAACAAGGACAAAUUCAUCCCUACCAUUGGCAUCGCCACCUGGGGCAUUGUUCACGAGGCUGAAAAGUUGGCUCAGGCUCUGCUACCGCAGCCGAAUCGAGAAGACCGCCUCGAUGUUGAAUACGCCAUGAACAAAGUACCCGAGGCGAAGGGUUCAAAGUGCAACCUUGACAGUGGUCAUAACCUCUUUCUGCUGGUUGAUGACGGCACCGACUCUAAAUUUGGUGGCGAAAUCGCCUUUCGCGCCGCCUUUGAGCGGCAAGCACAUGACGCUGUCGUGUCUGGGACGCCUGUGGUCGUGAUUGAUGGGACAGGCAUGGUGGCAGACCUGCUUGCCUAUGCGUACAAUUUCACCCACUCAACUUUGACGCGGUACAGCACCUACUCGGUCGAAGCACUGCGACAGCAAAUUCGGGGUGAAUUUCCAGACUGGGAUGAGCAGAAGGUUGAAAACACCAUGCACAAGCUGUUUGCGACUGUAGUCUACAAGGACAAGAUGUUUGUUUACAACAUCCGCGAUAGUGCUGGUGAAAAUAUUGAUGAAGUCAUCCUGGACGCCAUCUCCCAAGGCUCACAUGUCUCAUUCAAGACCAAAUUGUUGCAAGCCAUGAGCUUUGAUCGUAUUGAUAUGGCCCGCCGAUUGUUGGCGGAGAUUCAUGACAAUCAUUUGCUUGAGAGCGAAGAAGACAUUGCCGAGGCUCUCAAUACGAACCUGAUGGAGGCUCUCAUGAACAACAUGCCCCACUUUGUUCAACUCUAUCUUGAGUAUGGUGCAACCGCGCGAAAUUUGCAACCCACGCCAGAGUUCAAGGCCUAUUUGAUGGAGCUCAGGUCUGAUGCAAACCUGAUCAAGCGCACCAACUUGAACAAGAGCGUCAGCUCAAACCCCGAGGGCGCUCGUGCUGGUCUUUCGCGGCACGCCACCGCUCUAACGCCCCUUGACAGCUCAGGCAAAGCUGCCGAUGACGUUCAAACCCGAACCACCUUGAACAGCGUUGCCAAUACUGUUCGCAUUGCCCAGAACAUGAGUGGCCCUGCCCGCAACAGCAAUACCCUCUGUGGCGAGCACCUGCUUCUGUUGGCUAUGGAGCAGCUUUAUUUUGUGGCGGGAGGGGUCAUUUCAGGCCACGUGUAUCGUCUACGUGAGCGUAGCACCUCGCUGAAUGCUGCCAAGCCGCACAAGGAGCCCGGGCGUCCCUUUCGGCUCAAGUUCAUGGAAGCUAUUCUUGGCCAUUUGGCUGGAUCAGAAGUCCAAAUUCAACGAGACUGGAGCUUGCUUGAUGACGGUGUCACAAGCCCAGAAGACGAGUUGGCAUUGGAAAUGAUGGCCAUGAACAUGCUUUUCCUGUGGGCUGUGUGCCUCAACAAGUACCGCCUCAGCGAAAUUUUCUGGCAGAUGGGCGAUGAGAGCAUUGCCAAUGCCUUGAUCGGCUCAAACAUCCUCUCCAAGCUGGCUCGGCACCGCGCCCUCUCAAGCCCACAUUUGGAAACGGAGCGUGUCAAAGCGCUUCACAACGCGGACAAACUUGAGGAGCUGGCCGUUGGCGUUCUCUCUACCUGUCACCGGGCCAACCUGACACGCACUUCGAAAAUCCUGCACGAAAAGCUGGAUGUCUUUGGUGGCAGGAACAUUAUGGAAGUUGCCUAUCGUCACGAAAAACUGCGAUUCCUGUCCCAUCCAGCGACGCAGUCACUUGUUAGCCAGGCUUGGUAUGGUGACAUUCGCGAGAUCAACCCAACGUGGCAGCUCCUCUUGGCCCUGUUCUGCCCUCUUCUCAUCCCGACGGUUCGCAUUCGACGGGAUGAUGUCAACGACGGCGUGCUUGACCUUGAUUUUGAGGACACCAAAGUGGAGGGCUACGCGAUUCAAGGCGAUCAGAAUGCUCUUGCAGCUCUGCCCAGCACUGAAAGCCGACCCAAUCGCACUAACACCGUCACAAGCAUGGCCAGCGCCCGCACGCAGAGCGUCAAGUCCAACCAGUCCCUGCUCACUUACGUCAACAACUACAACAAACACGUUGAGAAAACUGGUCACCUCAAUGCCGCCGAGCUGUGGAUCAAGGCCAAAGCUUUUUACUCAUCUCCCUUUGUCAAGUUCAUCUCCGACUGCCUUGCCCACCUGAUGCUGACCCUGCUGGUCUCGUACUACGCACUCAACACCCUGGAGGACUAUUUCUCGUUUUACGAAUACCUGAUCCUCUUUUGGUUUGUCACCAUCACUUUGGCCGAAAUCAUCGAGUAUGUUGAGAUCAAUGAGCUGCCUCGAUACUUUGGCAGCAUAUGGAAUAUCAUCGACACGAUCAUGUUGGCAGGCUACUACUUGGCCCUUGUCGUUCGCAUCUCCAAUUUGUCGGAUUUCCAGUCCAAAACAAACGCCAAGCUCUUCAUUGCCUUUGUCGUCCUCAUCCUUUGGUUGCGUUUCAUGCGCUACUAUGCCGUUUCCAAGGACGUUGGACCCAAGUUGAUCAUGCUGUUUCGCAUGACGCGAGACGUCAUCGUUUUCGUGUUCAUCAUUGCCGUCUUCAUCUUCAGCUAUGGUGUCGCAGCCCAGUCGAUCCUGUGGCCUCAACGCGAUGUCGAUGCUCAGACCUUUGAAAAUGUGUUGUAUCGCCCCUACUUCCAAAUCUAUGGCGAGCUCUUUCUGGAAGAAAUGAAUGCUGAAAGUGACUGCGUCGGGCCUGAACCAUUUUCCUCCUGUGGCUACACGUAUGCCUGGGUUUUGCCGCCGCUGUUGGCGCUUUACAUCUUGGUCACGAAUAUUGUGCUUAUCAAUCUCUUGAUCGCCAUGUUUGCCGACACAUAUCAGCGCGUCAAUGAAGAGGCGCGUGAGCUGUGGCACAGCCAAAAUUUUGACGUCUACAAUGAGUAUCACACCCGUACGGUGCUUCCGGGGCCGUUGGCUUUUUUCUCCCACGUCUGGACGCUGGCGCGAAUGUGCCUGUGCUGCAAGCCUCAGGAUGAGUAUAGCUCGACCAACAACGAAGAGCUUGCCCGCAUCCGCCAUUUUCAAGAGUGGCACACUGACAAAUUUCUCGCCGACCGGCGUCACCGUAACGACGAUACGCCAGAAGAGCUGAUGGCAGCAGUCCGCAAGCAAAAUACCAACCUUCUAGACGUGAUUGGAGAGAUGCAAGAGAAAUUGGUGAUGAUGCAGAUGAGCUUGAAUCGUCAGGGCCGUGAGCGUGAUCUUCCUGCCACUCGACCUGCCACGCGCGCUCAGUCUGCGGCGCCCAAUGCCUUUCGGCGCAUGUCGCUGGGUCGCGUGCGUGCUGUUCAAUACCGAUUCCCACCGUUGAAGUACCCGGAGAGUGAGCAGCUGCGGCUUGCGUUAAACAAUGACCAAGUGCCUUGGACGACAAGCAUGAGCAACUACAAUCCCCCAGAUUACACAGCCGAAGAACUCCUCAAAGAGCCACGCCCAGAGUGGGCAGACGGCCCAGACCCACGCAAAUACGGUUUCAACAAAGUGGAAAUGCAAGGAGACAGCUUUUCGACCGAUCGCACCUCAACCAUGAAAGUGGUCGUGGACUCGGCCACUGGGCGCCCCAUCAAUCCUUAUGGUCGCACCGGCUUGUCAGGCCGAGGCUCUCUCGGACGCUGGGGUCCGAAUUGGGCGGCAAAUUGCCUCAUUACCCGCUGGCGUCGCGAUGUGCACGGCAAUCUGGUCGAACGUGAUGGUCGCUGUGUUCUCGAGUUCCUAGCCAUUGAACGGCAAAGCUUUGGAGGCUGGGCAUUGCCGGGUGGAUUCCGGAACGACGCGGAGGACCGCCGUGGCGCGCUUGAGCGCCUGCUAAAGCAUGAGAUUUAUCAACAGGACAAGCUGACACAAGUGGAGGUUGACAACCUUGAAGAGCUUUUCGACUCGGCGCACACCAUGCGCUCGGUGUACUCUCACGACCCACGCAAUACAGACAACGCGUGGGUGGAGGUGUCUUGCGCCAACUUCCACGACGAGACGGGCGAGCUGACCAAGCGUUUGCACUUUAAGGAAAAUCAAGAGCAUGUCAAGCGCAUCCAAUGGCUCAUGGCACACAGCGGUCUUAACCUCUUUGCCUCGCACGGUGAUCUGGUUCGUGAGGCUUGCCAGAUCCACAAUGCUUACUUUUAA
This is a messenger RNA of Monosiga brevicollis MX1, 4686 nucleotides long. RefSeq lists its product as uncharacterized. Gene Ontology annotation, biological process: monoatomic cation transmembrane transport. The transcript has 27 exons. Gene Ontology annotation, cellular component: membrane. Bases 1 to 4686 code for a protein of 1561 amino acids. NCBI's taxonomy places the organism in Eukaryota, Choanoflagellata, Craspedida, Salpingoecidae. The record is from RefSeq and is a predicted model, not a curated record. Gene Ontology annotation, molecular function: monoatomic cation channel activity.